Molecule: messenger RNA, 945 nt
Organism: Loa loa (African eye worm)
Lineage: Eukaryota; Metazoa; Nematoda; Chromadorea; Rhabditida; Onchocercidae
Exons: 7
Coding region: 1-945 (314 amino acids)
Source: RefSeq, a predicted model, not a curated record
AUGUUACGGGAAAUGUAUUUAGCGAAUAGAAAGAAUAUAGUAGCUUGCCGUCCAGUGGUGGCAGAUAUGGGGAAAAUGUCGUUGGACGCGGAGGAUAAGCGAAGAGGAUGUAUCGUCUGCUCGGUUGUGAAAAACCGAACUAUUCUGGAUUUUUCCUUAUCUGAUGUUUCGACGUUGGACGAGUGGUUCACCAACUGUACAGGCGUGCGUGAUUGGUUGCGGUAUUGGAAGAAAGUGAAAUGUGUGAGAGCAAGUGAGAAUGAUGAAGUCGCUGAUGACAAAUCUCUUUUAAUUUUCGAUUUCAAAGAGACAGUUCUGGAAUCAUUUACGAUUGCUUAUCUUGGAAGCUGUGAAACAAAAAAGCUCAACAAGGAAAUCAAUGAAGAAUAUUUGACUGAGCGAAAUGACAGUAGCACUCAAAAACGCUUAAUAUCAUCUCACAAUGGGAUAACAGCACGGAAUCAAUACUUGAUUAUCGAUAAGAUUGCUUAUCUUGGAAGCUGUGAAACAAAAAAGCUCAACAAGGAAAUCAAUGAAGAAUAUUUGACUGAGCGAAAUGACAGUAUUAUGUGUACCAAACCGGAAACUUAUGAAAAUUUUGUCUGGGCUAUCGAAAAACAUCAAACUGAAUCUUCACAAAAGAAACAGGAUGGCAAAGCUUCAAAAAAUACAUUCGUUCCCAGAACAAACUACUCAGAAUGGAUAGCUUUGUCAUCCACCACAACUUCUGAUUCGUCAUCAACUGACUUCACGCAUUUGAAUUACUGUGAACAACUCAGUUGUAAUUUCGAAGAAAACGCUUGUAAUUAUUUAAAUCAUAGUCUCACGAAGAUUCCAUGGAUGUUGCGAAGUAAUGUCUAUGAAAUGAUUAUUUCAAAAUCUGUUGAUUUACUUCCAUUUCCACCAAAAGAUCAAUUCAUCAGCACUAGGUUACCUUCUCGCUAG